Symbiodinium sp. CCMP2592 is the source of this 6585-nucleotide messenger RNA. Lineage: Eukaryota; Dinophyceae; Suessiales; Symbiodiniaceae. The record is from the annotation of a GenBank genome assembly.
AUGGAGGAAAUUGCGGACAUUCUUGAUCACUUUCCAGUUUCAGCUCAGGAUUCCUACAUGAAUGUGCAGUUCCCGUUGCACAAUGACAAUGACUCCCGAUCGCGAAGUUCGUCGGCAGGUGGAGAUUUCUCAUAUGACAUCGAUCAGGAUGGAAGCAGCGCCAAUGAGUCCUCCAUCCAUGCACCGGUUCCGCGGCAUCAUCAUGACAUACUGAGCCUACGAAGAGUGUCCAACUUUGCGGUUGAAGAUGCGAGCGACUGUGAGGAUGAGGGAUUUUGGGAUCUCCGACCAGAUUGGUACGAACGUGCCAGGGCUCGAACUGUUUCAUCCCUGACAUUGGCGCAGUUGAACUCCAGAGAGUCUGCAGGCAGCAGUGAUGCUCUCGGAGGUUCUCAGGCGCUUCGCCUAACGAGCAAGAAGCGAUCCAUGCCAGAGACAAAUCCCAUGACGACUGCCCAGAGACUGCGCUGCUUGGAGUCCAAGUUCGAUGCUUACAAGACCAAAGGAAGACGGAUGGCAGUCAUGGAUGGCUUCUUCCCGAAGCUUCUGCACAGUCCUCAGAUAAAGAUUCCGUUGACCCCGGAAGAGUUUGUGGCUUUGACUGCAACAGAAGUUGAUGCCCUAAAGUAUCUGCACCCUCACCCGCGAGAUUUGCGGGUGCAGUUUUUCCAACAGGAGCACAUGUAUUUCAUCGACAGUCAAAAAACACAGGGCUCCGUCACGAGCAUGAUCCACACUUUCGGCCACCACUUCGACGCCGACGCUGUCAUUGCAGCCAUGUGCGCUGGCCAUCGGUGGCCUCGGGCCGGCUAUCUAAAGGAGGACAUCACCUUUGGCAGCAUUCACAAGUUGCAGCUCUUGGCCCCUGAGCUUCUCCAUAUGCUUGCAGGUCGACCCAGAGAUGAUGUCCGCAUUUGCGAAGUCCUACAACGGCUCCGCCUGCAUUUCGACAUUGAGGUUGAGAUAAGCGCAUUGACGUUGAGUGCACAGACCAUCAAAGAAGUUUGGAAGGCCCGUGGCGCCGAAGCUGCUCACUAUGGCACGUACAUGCACUACAUCUUCGAAGCUUAUCUCAACGGUCACAGCGUGCCAGACUCACCUGAAUUGCGCAUGAUGUGCAAAUUUCUCGCGAGCAUGCCAACUACCUGCGUUGCAUGGCGUACCGAGUGGGUCAUCUUUGGCGAAGACGAGGAUUUGGCUGGAUCCAUCGAUUCUGUUGCGAGAGACAGCGAUGGCACUUUCUUGUUGGUCGACUGGAAACGAACAUCAGGCUUGGGUGCAGACACGUCAGCCCAUCGCGCACGCAAGAUGCUGCCACCGUUGCAGGAUUUGCAGGACAUAAAAGCAGUGCACUAUGAUCUCCAACUGAGUGCCUAUCGCUACAUUCUGGAGAAGUACUACGACGCGAGGGUGUCCGAAAUGUUCGUUGUGUGUUGUCACCCGGAACAUGGCGACUCGCCGUUCGUGCGCGUUGUGCCAAGAUUGGCGCAAGUGACCGAUGCGAUGAUGGCUGCAUGGCGCGAUUGCAAAUGUGGGGCAGAUCGAAGAAGCGCAAAACGACAGCGGCUCAGGUCAGGCGUGCUUCAUUCCUUCACCGCUUUCUUCGAGUGCUACCCACAGGCCGUGGCUCUGCUGCCUAAUGAACGGGACUUCGAGGCUGCAUCGAAGCGAUGCUGGGAAAAGACGAUGUGCACCGCCAGGACGCUGCUCAAACUCCUUGCGGAGAAAUAUCAACAGAAAAACUAUAUCAUCUAUAUGUUCGUUCACUCCAUGCUGAGGAGUAACCCAGAUCUACAGAGAAGAAUGGAAGGUCUUAUCCCACACCCCUCUGUGGAUGACCCUUCGUUGCGCGACUGGCUCGGUGCCAUGGUCGGCUUUCUCGUGGUGUAUUGUCCUCGAUGCUGUGAUGCUCGGGAUCGGCGCCGCUGGAGCAACGUGGACAUAACAGCUGCCGGUGGGACUUCAACAUCCGCAGAUCUUCCCGGGGGAUCCCUGCCACAAGACGUGUUGAAUCAGCUUCCAGCCUUUUUCUUUUCUCUUCCAUAUCUUCAGGCGCUCGCCUGCACAUGCUCUCAUGUGUUCAGAUCCAUGCGAAGGCUGGAGCAUUGCAGAAACUGUUGCAUUCCGAUGGACAGUGAAGAGUUCCAUGACGAGCAGGUACUGCGACAAUUGCAACCUGUCUGUGCUGCAGCUCGCAGUCUGACCAUCGCGACGAAACAGUUGGUCAUGUUGCAAAGUGUGCCUGCAAAUGCUUGCAUAGUCUGGCGUGUGAAUGCUGUGGUUCGGCAUCGGGCAACGGGCAACCGGGUGGUCGGCUUUCUGUCGGACAAUCCCUUGUUGGGUCACGCUGCUUUCGAUUUAUGGCUGCCACGUCGAGUUUCGGGCAUCUACAUUGGCGUCCGUCAGUGGCAAGGAGAGGAACGUCGAAGUUACUUCAGGGUCGACAAUCUGUUCCGUAACGAUACCACAUGGUCCUUCGGCUUCAAUGACCGCCCAACGCAGCCUCAUCCCGGAAGAGAACGGUACCGAAUACUACCUGAUGCUGUCAAUCGCUUCCACAUGCAUUGGAACCAGCACUCAUUCAAGAUAUGCUUGAACGGCGAUGGUGUAUCUUCUGUCAGUAAUCGUCAGCAGCCAUUGACAGCUGCGCUUGCCCAGGUCUUCGUUUGGGUGUAUUGCAGGCCCGAUGCCCAGGGUGCUGAAGCGAACUUGAAGCCUUUGCCGUCAUUCAUACAGCUUAGUGCAGAAGUGAAGUGUGCUGUGUGCGCGCGGGAGUUUGGCAUCCGUGAUCUGCGAUGGGCUGUCUGUCCUGAUUGCGGCACUUGGAUAUGCAGACAUCAUGUGCAGAGAUCUCCAGCGAGACUGUGCCCGCGUUGUCCGAACAUUCUGCUGGACUACGUGGGAGGAAAGGCGUCGGCCAACUUUGAUCAGGUCGAGCAGCCACAGCUUCCCGGAUUUCCGCAGGACCUUCACCAACAACAUGUGGACAGUGGGUUUCCAGACUCUGACAGGCCAGGAGAUGUCUCAGGUGGCUCCGCAUACGCAGCAGAUCUACCUCAAGACGUGCUGCUUAGUUUGGCAACGUGCUUUGCAUGUCCAGAUUAUCUGCAGAGGUUCCAAGCGUGCUCUCGCAAUUGUCGCCGCGCAGUGCUGGACCCUAAAGCUUGGCAAGGCCAAGUAAUUGACAUGGAACCACGAGGCCCAAACUUAGCACAGUUUCUCCGUGCGGCACGUCUGGUUCGCUUGUGGUCCAGAGCUGAUGCAGUGGUUCUUCCAUCUGGGCGGCUCUCUAAGAUGCCGCAAAUGCUUCAGAACAUGCGAAUUGGCUGGCAGUUGGAGUACAAGGCAGCACAAGACGUUCUCAGCACAUUGACAAGCUAUCUUUGGGAAUCAUCCCGCCCUCUUUUCGGCCAGGCCGAGUUUUCUGUCACUAUGAAGCAUCCCGCCACUGCACCGAUCGUGGGCGUGCGUGGGACUGACGUGCGUACUGGUAUGUUUCGGAGCACAUACUGUAGGUUUCAGCGCCCGUUUCAGGAAUCAAUGUCUGCUGCUUACAGUAUGUACGGAGAACAACCUAUGCCGGUGACCUGCCAGCGGGGACCGCAGCUCCCAGCAAGUGCAACACACCAUGUGAAAGUGGCAUGGUCAGAACGCAGGCUGACAAUUUGGCUUGACGGAUGCUUACAACCAAGUCUGCAGCUGCGGCCGCAAACACCUUCCGGCCCCGGUCCUCAUUCAAUAUUUGUCGCAAAGAUUUUCGCUUUGCCAAACUCAGGGCGUGACGAUUUUCUUAUGCGAGCUUUACCAAGCAAAAUCGAGGAGCAGUGCGUCAUCAAGUGUCACUCCUGCAUGUACACGAGCCGGCUUUCCACCCGUGGCUGCCUGUUGUGUGACCAGUGUCUACAUUGGUUUUGCUUCAGGCACAUACAGAUUGCGGGGCCUGCAGCUUUCUGUGCUCCGUGUGCAGAGACAGUGAUCGACGUGCUCGGCGGCGCAACCGCGCUCGAAGAAGUCACUAUGGCCUGCGGGGCAGCGGCUGCUUCAGGUCUGGCCAACAGUUCAGCUUGUGCAUCCCAGGAAACUCACAUGCCAGCAAUCGGGGAGAGAGUUGAUGAAGAGGAAGCAGAAGCAGUUGCCAGCCAUCAGUCUCAGGCAGGUGAUCAGCCUGUUGCGGAAACAGAAGCAGUUGCGCAGCAAGACGAACGGCUGACGCAGGAACUGGAAGCCAUGUUGGCGGAUGAUGAAGCUGGCAAACAAAACAGCUUGCUCCAACAAGCCAGGCAAAGACGUAAUUUGCCAGGGGCUUCCGACACGAUGAAAAGCUUCGCAAAAACGUUUCGAAGUUUUCGGGCUCUUGCAGAUCAGAAGCUGCGAGACAUCGUCCCCAUGCAGAGUUCGGAGGAGUCAAGCAUUCCUGAGCAUGUGGCACGAAUCCGCCGACAGGUCUUGCACCGAUUUCCAGAUAUGGACGAGCAGCUCGUUCGCGUGACCGUUGGCGCUGUGGCCGUAUACAGAUUAAGGCUCACUGACAUACAUCUGCGAGAGCUGAUCAUGCUCUUGUGGAUCGUCGAAGGCGAGUCACAUAUGAGAUGUCAUCACGGGAAUAUUUACUUUUUCCACAAUGGUGCCUUUACAGUGCAUAGAGGAGUUCCGCCACAGGGUGCACUUGCUAGAUGCAAGCGCUUCUUUCUUCGCUUGGAAGGCUUGUUCCGCCUCAUGGGUUCGCCACGUCUGGUCACCGACGGUGACGUCUUGGAUCAGGUUCAUCGCCUGUUUGUCGCACAGAACAGCUCCGCCCAGUAUCUUUUGAAUGCUUGCGAGGACGCAGCAAAAAACCACAUUCCCAGCGUCAAGGGCCGCCAGGCCCGAUCAUCGCGGGCGCUCGAAGCGGAUGAAGACAUGCCACAGCAAGAUGAGCAUGCGCAGGAAGGCCCUACGUCUCGCUGUCAAGGCACCGCAGACUCUCUUGCCAGAGCAUGUGGCUCAUUGCAGAGUAAACUCCUGGAUGACAAGAUUUUCAAUCUUGUGGUGGAAUGGUGCGAGAGUGUACAGACACGAGCUGCCGGAGUAUCAUACACCGACUGUGCCAUGCUUUACGACACAGCUCCUGGUCAGCACGUUGUGCCUGCACGGGGGGUGCCUGAGGACAACAUAUACGUUCACAUUCCGCAUCCGCUGCUGAGCAACAUCGGCGACCCAGCUUUUCAAGCUGCAAGUGACAGGCUUGAGAAGUUCUAUACGGAGACCUUCUGGUUGAACAACGAUGUCUUUGCUUGCAAUCAAGCGGCCAUCGCGCUAGCCAAGAGAGGUGAGAACAUCGUGCGUGUCGGGCAAUCCUUGUACAGUUCCCAUCUCCACGCAGUCUACGCUCCGAAUCACGCUUUCAUCGACCCGAAUAUUUGGUACGAUGAGCACGAGAUGAGGAAGCAAAUCGAGCAGUCGGCUGGCUGCUUCAUCUUGACAGCGCAGGAGAAGCCCGAGAACUCUCGCCGGAUGCGAGAGGACCUGUUCAAAAAAACCAUGUCGGCCGACGGGAUUGCUGGCCGAAGGCCGUAUGGUCUACAGACGCGGAUGAUCGAAUUAGUUGGAUGGAAGAGGUACGAAGUAAACAGCAUGAUUCGUUUUGCAAAUGUCUGUGAGAGAAAUUUCCCAUCGGCUAACAGACGAGGCUGUGUGUGGCACCCAAAGGCACGGUUCAUCGAUGAGGCCAUCAUUGCUGGCCCGUAUCCCGACGCGAAUCGAGACGGCUACUUCAAGAAAGAUGAGGAACUCAAAGCGUUUCUGAAGAGCCCACCUUGUGUGGCAGCUGCGCUGCGAUUGCAGCACGCAUUCGAGACAAGUCAUGGGCCACAAGAUUGCAGGCAGAUGAUUGAGGACCUCGCCAGCCAGCCUCUGACGGAGGAUUCUAUGAGGGAAGCAUGCGGUUUGCCUCCACGUCAUCGUUCAAGCGAGCCGGAGCCUGCGCUUGCAGUUCCAGUUGACCCAAGCAGCCAGGACGAAGAGAAGGAGUUGAUCCAGAAGCUGAGGAAUGUCGCUGCAGCAAUCCAAGAAUAUUGCCUCCAAACGAACAGGAAUCCGAUGACAAAGGGCAUGUGGAAGUAUGUGAAGUUGCCAUCGAACCAUCCUACAAACCUUGACAGAGAGAUGAUGUGGAAGGCUUUACUUGAACGCAAACUUUUGCUGCCUGUCAUCGAAAAAAGCGAGAAGUACAAGGAUGCUGUAAUCCCUUUCGUAGACGUGGGGAGGCCAUUGAGUGAGGUCGUCCCUCUCCAGAUAGAUACAGACGAGUGCUUACACCAAGAAGUGCAUGAUGUGGACGCAGCCAGAAAGUACAUACAAGGCAAUGGUAGCAGAGAAGCAAACGUAGCCACGAUCAUCAAAUACUUGGGUGCUGUGGCGAAGCACCUCCGGAAGCCUGGCAGAGCAGGCAAGCAGAGCGCUGCUCGGCACGACGAGAUUGCUUCACUGGAAAAGCUAUCCAAGAAAAUGUCGGACCGCGAAGAAACACUUGCAAGACAUGGGGUGCGUCUGUUGCUUUCGGCUCCUUUGCAUGCUGACGCCCGCGACGACACCCAUUGCAAUUGA